This is a messenger RNA of Venturia canescens, 1828 nucleotides long. RefSeq lists its product as uncharacterized. The transcript has 7 exons. Gene Ontology annotation, cellular component: membrane. NCBI's taxonomy places the organism in Eukaryota, Metazoa, Arthropoda, Insecta, Hymenoptera, Ichneumonidae. The record is from RefSeq and is a predicted model, not a curated record. The coding region runs from base 64 to 1722 and encodes 552 amino acids. Gene Ontology annotation, molecular function: transmembrane transporter activity.
AUUAUUGUUAUUCCAAUCAAAGGAAAUAAAAACGUCCGCCUAUCAGGGACGAAAAGUAUAAAAAUGGGGAAAAUCAAAAUUAAUGCGAAGCAGUUGCCUAUCAAGGCGCACUUCUUUUUCUUCAUGGCAGCUAUGGGUCCGAUUUUACCUUUUAUAACGGUAUACGGAAGACAGCUCGGUGUCGCGCCGAAGAUAAUGGGAACUUUUACUUCCAUAUUGCCAAUUCUGUUUCUCAUAGCAAAACCAGCCUUUGGUUUCCUGGUCGAUUAUUUCCGUAACGUGAGAAAAUUUAUAUUCAUGGGUCUUCUUAUAACCACAUCACUCGCAUUCGUCUCGAUGUAUUUUCUACCAGACAUCGAUGUCUUCCCGUUGGAUAAUCAGGAAGAAAAUAUGAACAUGACGUUGCACUGCGACGAGUUCAUCAGCUGUGAAUCCCGUAACAUCAGUAAAAAUAUUGACGAUUGUCAGAGUGGAAAAAAAUCGGCCGAUUGUUACUGGUCCUGCAAUGAAAAUACAAAUAAUUAUUCAGCGUCUGUGGUAUUUAUAAAAAGGGAGAGGAACUUUUCUCUCUCAUCUUUUUGCUUCGUUGAACCAAUCAACGAGACUUUUGACUGUGAUGAAAAAAAAAAUGAACGCGUGUGCCAAUUUUCGUGCACUUCAAAAAACGAAAAACAAUGCCUUUACGGAUCCCUUGCUUUUUGGGGUUUCAUUAUACUUAUUUCCAUCGGAUGUAUUGGUUUCAACGUCUCCAAUUCGAUCAGCGAUGCCAUAUGUUUCGAUGUCCUUGGUGAAGGUGGCCAAAUGAGCUACGGUCGCCAAAGAGUAUUUGGAACAAUCGGAUUUGGUGUCACAGCACUGCUGGCUGGUUACGCUGUGGAUUUAUGGUCUGAAGGUCAAACAAUAAAAACCUAUACACCAGCAUUCAUACUUGUUUUCACUUUUACCUGUUUCGAUAUAUUAUGCUGCACAAAGCUUGAGUUGCCAAUUAUCGCAGGCUCAACAAGCAUAGCCAAAGACGUUUACAAGCUGGUGAAAUUGAAGCCAGUAGCCAUUUUUUUAUGUUUUGCUACCCUGGCAGGAGUUUUCGAUGGCUUCAUCAUUUAUUUUUUACUUUGGUAUAUCGAAGAUCUUGCGACAAUAACAGGACACAUGGGACAGAUCAAAUUAAUCGAGGGUUUGAUAGUUGCUGCAGAAACCUUGGGUGGCGAAGUUGUAUUUUUUUCUUUAUCUGGUAAAAUAUUGAAGAAAUUUGGCUAUGGUUACAGCUUUGUUUUUUGUUUCCUCUGUUAUGCUCUUCGAUUGGGUCUUGUUUCAAUCGCACCCAACCCUUGGUGGGUUAUAUUGAUUGAGUUUUUUAUGCAAGGGCCAACUUAUGCUAUGUGUUAUACAACAAUUGUAGCAUUUGCAAGUACUGUUGCACCUCCUGGUACCUCCGCAACUGUACAAGGAAUUGUUGCUGGGAUGGAUGAUGGUUUUGGUUUUGCACUGGGCAGUUUAGCUGGUGGAUUCAUGUAUGAAUGGUUCGGGGGUACUACAACAUUUAGAAUUUUUUCAACCCUUUCGGCUAUCACCGCAGUAGUUUAUUUUUUGCUGCACAUAAUGUACUUGAAACACGCGAUGCCUCAAACUAAAAUAUCGUCCGACAAAAAUCGUUCGCCGAACGUACGUUGGAAAAAUCCCGAAGAAGCGAUGAAAGAUACACACAUUGCGGAUGAGACAUAAUAACAAAAUUUUCGUACCAUCGAAAUAAUAUAAGUACAGAUAUAUUAAUUGUAAAUACGUUGAACAAAAAUAUAUUUUGUAUCAAAGAUUUUAUAACAAAACAAAA